Molecule: messenger RNA, 1208 nt
Organism: Glycine soja
Lineage: Eukaryota; Viridiplantae; Streptophyta; Magnoliopsida; Fabales; Fabaceae
Exons: 3
Coding region: 103-825 (240 amino acids)
Biological process (GO): rRNA base methylation
Cellular component (GO): cytoplasm
Molecular function (GO): rRNA (uridine-N3-)-methyltransferase activity
Source: RefSeq, a predicted model, not a curated record
UUGUCUUUGUUUUUGAGUUGGUUAUUGCGUGCUGCAUGUAAUGCAAUAGAGAGAGAGAGAGAGAGAGAGAAAGAUAUUUGAGUCAAUGCAAUAUUCAUCAAAAUGGGUACAAGAGAUGUUCAUGAUGAUCUUCAUACUGAUGAUGAUGAUCAAGAAGACUCAGAGUUAGAGGAUCAAGAAUCAGCAAAGGCAGAGAAAUGGAAAAACCAUUACUCAUCAAAUCACAGGAUUCUCCUUGUUGGAGACGGUGACUUUUCAUUCUCUCUUUGUUUGGCCAGAGCCUUUGGGUCUGCUCACAACCUCGUUGCCACUUCUCUUGAUUCCUAUGAUAGCAUUGGAAAGAAGUACAGUAAUGGAUUGAGCAACGUGAUGGAACUUCAAGAAAGAGGUUGCCUUGUUUUUCAUGGUGUUGAUGCCAAGGAAAUGAGUCAGCAUUUUUUUCUCAAGACCCAGAGGUUUGAUCGCAUUGUCUAUAACUUCCCUCAUGUUGGCUUUAUAUACCCAGAAAAUAGCCACUGCCAGAUCCAGUUGAACAAAAGGUUGCUGAAGGGUUUUUUAGCAAAUGCCAAGGCUCUAAUAAAGAAAGAGGGUGGGGAGAUUCAUGUAACACACAAAGAGGGUGAUCCAUACAACAAAUGGGAUCUGGUGAAGAAGCCAGAAAAGAGAGGGCUGGUCUUGCAACAAGUUGUGCCAUUCUUCAAGGAUGAUUAUCCUGGUUAUGACAACAAGAGAGCCCAUGGAAAAUUAUCUGAUGCACCUUUCCCGGUUGGGGAAGCUAGUACUUACAAGUUCAAGGUCCAAACAUCUAACACUUGUAAUAAUUGAUAGUAGUUCUAAGUGUUGGGUUUUUUUUGGAAGAUCAAAGUUAUUUAGAAAACAUUGACUUUCAUGUACCAAAACAGGUAACAUGAUGCCAAUCUUGGAUUUGUAUCUUCCUGUGGGGAUGGCGAUCUUCUGUAAAUAUGGAUGGCUGGAGUUCAGUCUGCUAUUUUUCAAGGGGCUGUUUUGCUUUAGUUCUUUGUUGCAGACUUGUGUUCAACUUCACUGGUGGUGUUGAAUAGGCUGUAAUCUCUUUUAUUUAACUCAUGAACUUAGGAAAAAGAUUGAAGGGAAAGGGAGCCUUAUUUAUCCCUGAAAUUUAACCGAAUACCCCUCCCCUUGUGAAUGAGGCAAAAAUAAAGAAUUUGGGAGAUGUUGAUUUUUUAACA